Molecule: messenger RNA, 1507 nt
Organism: Balaenoptera acutorostrata (minke whale)
Lineage: Eukaryota; Metazoa; Chordata; Mammalia; Artiodactyla; Balaenopteridae
Gene: AP1AR
Product: adaptor related protein complex 1 associated regulatory protein
Exons: 10
Coding region: 337-1245 (302 amino acids)
Biological process (GO): negative regulation of cell motility; regulation of Arp2/3 complex-mediated actin nucleation; negative regulation of substrate adhesion-dependent cell spreading
Molecular function (GO): AP-1 adaptor complex binding
Source: RefSeq, a predicted model, not a curated record
GGCCUCUUUCGGCGCCAGGAGGCGGUCACUGGAUCUGAGCUUGGGGGUCUGAGGCGAGCGAGGGGCCAUGAGGACAACGAGGGAGUCUAAAGCCCGCUGCCCGGCACUCCUCCCUCGCACAGCGGCGACUCGGCGGCCGCUGGAGUAACCGCUGCCUUUGUUCCGAGCGCCUGUCCCUCCCGUCGCCCUAGCCUCUCACUCCGCCGCGCUCCGGCCGGCCCGCCCUCGGUCCCCGAACCCCCAUUCGGCUCGUGCCGCGCGGAUGCGGCUGACGGGCCUGGGUUUGGGCUUUGAGCUGGAGGAGGAGGAGGAGCGGCGGCACCUGGGCGGCAUGCAAUGGGGAACUGCUGCUGGACGCAGUGCUUCGGGAUCCUCCGCAAGGAAGCUGGGCGGCUGCAGCGAGUAGGCGGAGGCGGAGGAUCCAAGUAUUUUAGAACAUGCUCAAGAGGUGAGCACUUAACUAUAGAGUUUGAGAAUCUAGUAGAAAGUGAUGAAGGGGAAAGCCCAGGCAGCAAUCAUAGGCCUCUUACUGAGGAAGAAAUUGUUGACCUAAGAGAGAAGCAUUAUGAUUCUAUUGUUGAAAAACAGAAAGAUCUUGAUAUGAAAAUCCAAAAAGAGUUAGCCUUACAAGAAGAGAAGUUAAGACUAGAAGAAGAAGCUUUAUACGCUGCACAGCGUGAAGCAGCCAGGGCAGCAAAGCAGCGAAAGCUCUUGGAGCAAGAAAGACAGAGAGUUGUGCAGCAAUACCAUCCUUCAAACAAUGGAGAAUAUCAAAGUUCAGGACCAGAAGAUGACUUUGAAUCUUGUUUGAGAAAUAUAAAGUCACAGUAUGAAGUUUUUCGAAGUAGUAGACUCUCAUCAGAUGCCACAGUUUUGACACCAAAUACAGAAAGCAGUUGUGAUUUAAUGACCAAAACUAAGUCAACUAGUGGAAAUGAUGACAGCACAUCUUUAGAUCUAGAAUGGGAAGAUGAAGAAGGAAUGAAUCGAAUGCUUCCAAUGAGAGAACGUUCCAAAACAGAGGAAGACAUUCUCCAGGCAGCACUUAAGUAUAGCAGCAAGAAGACUGGAAGUAAUCCUACAUCAGCCUCUGAUGAUUCCAACGGGCUGGAGUGGGAGAAUGAUUUUGUUAGUGCCGAAAUGGAUGAUAAUGGCAAUUCCGAGUAUUCUGGAUUUGUAAAUCCUGUAUUAGAACUGUCUGAUUCUGGCCUAAAGCAAUAUGAUGUGGAUCAACAAAAACGAUAGGGAAAGAUUAUGUGAUCUUGUUUAUCAGUUAUGACCAAAUGUUUAAAACCAACUAGAAUGUAUAAAUGGUUGUGCUGAGCUUUUUGUAAGAGGGGAAGUAAGAAACAUGUUAUAAAUGCUUAUUAGAAGGGAAUAGGAAUGAUAGGUUAUAUCUGAAUUGCUUCAGAAUUAAGUGCAAUUUCAUCAUCUGCCUUCUGCUUUUCAAAAACAAUUUAAUGGUUCUGUCAUGUUAUUAAUUAAAUUUCUUUAACUCUUUUCUUCA